AUGAUUCGCAAAUUCAAGCGAUUACUCAAUCCGCUGCAAGUUUUUGACAUCAUUGCAACUGGACCGGAUUUUGCGCUUUCAUUCUUUGACACUCUUGAUUGCUUUCGAGUUCUCGUAUGUGGCGGUGACGGUACUGUAGGAUGGGUGUUGGGAGCGUUUGACAGACUUGGGUUGCAUAAUAAGUGUCAACUCGGCAUUUUACCGCUUGGAACGGGAAAUGACCUAGCUCGAGUUCUUGGUUGGGGGCAUGCGUUCUACGAUGACAAUCAGUUACCUCAACUUAUAAGAACUUUUGAGAGAGCGCAUACUCGAAUGUUGGAUAGGUGAGU
Messenger RNA from Cylicostephanus goldi, 329 nucleotides. NCBI's taxonomy places the organism in Eukaryota, Metazoa, Nematoda, Chromadorea, Rhabditida, Strongylidae. The record is from the annotation of a GenBank genome assembly.